This is a messenger RNA of Dreissena polymorpha, 1821 nucleotides long. Its product is annotated as UDP-GlcNAc:betaGal beta-1,3-N-acetylglucosaminyltransferase-like protein 1. The transcript is spliced from 13 exons. The record is from RefSeq and is a predicted model, not a curated record. NCBI's taxonomy places the organism in Eukaryota, Metazoa, Mollusca, Bivalvia, Myida, Dreissenidae. Bases 119 to 1156 code for a protein of 345 amino acids.
GUCCCCUGUAUUAAAACACGACAUAAAACAAUAACAAUAUUGUUUAAUUAACUUGAAUCAACAUGUCAAGUGAUAAAUUAUUAAUAUGAUACAUGUUAAUUUGAAUUUAUAAAAUGAUAUGGCAGAAAUUUCAGUAAUUUUGCCAGUUCACAAUGCAGACAAGUGGUUAGACGCCUGCCUGGACUCUGUGGUUAGACAAAGCUUCCCAGGACGCCUGGAACUUUCAGUCUAUUUUGAUGAAUGUCAUGACGGUUCUGAGAAUAUUGUGGACACAUGGGCUCCACGGCUGAAGCAGAGAGACAUUCAGCUGGUGGCCAGCGGUCACCAUGAUGCAACCCCACGAGGAGUUGGUUAUGCAAAAAAUCAGGCUGUACGCCAAAGCAAAGGACAGUACCUUGCAUUUCUUGAUUCGGAUGAUGUCAUGCAUUGUGACAGAGUUGCUGAACAGCAUGCGGCCGCCACCACUCAUCCUUCAGCAAUUGUUGGCUCCCAAUUCCACAGGGAGCCCGAGGGAUCCACGGCACGGUUCACAGACUGGGCUAACAGUCUUACUCAGGAACAACUGUAUACCCAGAUUUAUACGUCCCAUGGUCCUACAGUAAUUAUGCCCACCUGGUUCUGUUCAAGGGAAGUCUUCGACAAGGUCGGAGGCUUUGACGAGGGUGGGAAGGGUGUUCCAGAAGACCUGUUGUUCUUCUACAAGCAUAUAGAGCUGGGAGGCGGAGUGUAUCGCGUAGAUAGGGACCUCCUUAUGUACAGAUAUCACCAAGAGGCUGUGACAUUUUCUAUCUCAGAACAAACAAUAUGGAAUCACAGAGUUAUCUUUCUUGAAAAGCAAGUGUUAUCAAAGUGGCAAGCAUUCACCAUCUGGAAUGCUGGAAAACAAGGGAGAAAACUCUUCAGAUCUCUGACACCAGAAAAUCAGGCAAAGGUUGUGUUUUUUUGCGAUGUUGACAAAAACAAGAUCUCCAAAGGUUAUUACGUCUACGAAGAGUCAAAAUCACAACCCAAACCAAGAAUUCCUGUGAUAAGCUUUAAAGAUGCCAAACCGCCAUUUAUUAUUUGCGUCAAAAUGGGACUUACUGAAGGUGGAUUUGAAAAUAAUCUCGAAUCACUCAACUUGAAGGAAGGUGCAGAUUUUUACCAUUUUAACUAAAGUGUUCAUUACCAAUGUAACAUUACCCAAACAGUAUGGACAUUGGAUGAUAUGCAUCCUCCUGGUCUUAUCUGAAAAGAACACAUAAUUAUAUGAGGUCGCCAGUGGGUAAUGGAUUGUGUUCCCUUAGCUAUCAGUGUGUCUUUGGUUCAAAACCCAUUAGGGAGCAUUCUUGAGAUCUUUUUCGGGCUCUAAGUACCAGUUCUACCCAGGAAACGGACUCAAACGUGUCAAAAUAAUGGUUUAAACUAAGCUUAUGACAAAUCAUGCACCAUAAGGCCGAAAAAAUGCUUUGCACUUCUACUUAAAUAUUGUUAAAUAUAGACGAUAACAAUGAAGGUUUAAGACUUUCCAAGUUAGAUGGCUUCUAAAAGGGCCAACAUGCAGUGUUCUGCUUAUUGAUAAAUUUUGAUAAUCUUUGUCUCAAGGUUGAUCUAGUUGUUGUUGUUUUUUUAAUAAUUAUUUUUAACGAAAUGAACUGUCAGUGAAAGGUUGAUCUAGUUGUUGUUGUUUUUUUAAUAAUUAUUUUUAACGAAAUGAACUGUCAGUGAACUAUGUGCGGAUAUAUCUAUUCUGAUGAUUCUCGUAAAAAUCCUUUUUUAAACUACAGAACAUUAGAGGCCCCUUACAUGAACACAUUUACUCAAUAAAUGUAUCAUUUUCUA